AUGGCGACUCUAACGAAAGACCCUAUGGAUACAAAAUUUUACGGGGAGCGUAUAAUCCUAAAUGUUGGCGGGAUUAAGUAUGAAACAUAUAUUUCAACUUUAACGGCUUAUCCGACUACGCUGCUCGGAACAAUGUUUCAAGAGCGGAACAAAGCACUGCUCAAACCGACCAAUGAAAAUGAAUAUUUUAUUGACCGAGAUGGCUAUUUAUUUCGUCAUAUAUUACAAUUUUAUCGUAAAAGCAAAAUAAUUUUACCGGAAUCAGAUCCAGCUGUAACUCGCCGAGAUUUAGAAGAUGAAUGUGAUUAUUUCCAGAUCCCACAAAACGCACUUAUAACCGCUCCAGCUAUACCAUCGCAUCAAAUAUCUCCGAUUCGUAAAUUAGUUGUUGGCAAACUUGACGAUUUCGUCAAAGCUCUUGAAACAGUAAUGACUAAUGUUUCUACCACAAUGUUGAAACAUCAUUUUAGAGGUUUCAAUUCUACUACAACCAUGACAUUUGCUCAAGAAAGUUAUAUUGGUGGCAUAACGUCAAUAGUCAUCAAACCAAAACUUGAUUCACUAACUAGAUCAACAUGGAAAGUAAUGUCUCAUCAUGGUGCAAUAGGAUAUUUUUUGUUGGAUCAAUUUGGAGAGAAUAUCGGAAAUUAUUUGUCUAAUUUGAUGCCCGAAGUUAGUUGGGAAUUGAAUCAUAAGAUUUAUGGGGUUAGAGAAAGAUUUUAUGAAAUUACUUUGACUAUUGAUUACGAUUUUAACAGAGAAAAAACUCUAGCAGAUUCUUGCAUAGCUAAAAGAAAUUCAAUUAACCGCAAUUCAUUCAGUUUAUGUUAA
Messenger RNA from Cetraspora pellucida, 831 nucleotides. Lineage: Eukaryota; Fungi; Glomeromycota; Glomeromycetes; Diversisporales; Gigasporaceae. The record is from the annotation of a GenBank genome assembly.